Molecule: messenger RNA, 2059 nt
Organism: Patiria miniata (bat star)
Lineage: Eukaryota; Metazoa; Echinodermata; Asteroidea; Valvatida; Asterinidae
Exons: 2
Coding region: 37-663 (208 amino acids)
Source: RefSeq, a predicted model, not a curated record
UGAAAGAGACUAAAUGUUGUGACCUCUUAAACCAAGAUGGCUGCGCCCAUGAAACUUUCGUUUCAGAGAAUCCAUCAUCUUUCAGUUCAGUGUUUCACAUCGGGUGGGAUGUUUUCGCGUCAGAUUUAUUCAGUCAAUAAAUGGAAAAGUCAAUCGCCAACUUUGGUUCGAUUUUUUAGACAAUUAGGAAUCAGCAAGUGUGCAAACGCAACACAUUCCCGCGUGUUCAUGUUAUCAACACAUUAUCGCAUGCAACUGCAAGUGCAAGGUUUACAUGGUCAUGAUGGUGUGUCAUGCAGUAAUGCGCGAGCCCAUAGGCCUCUGCAUAUGCUACCAAAAAUGGCUCGCGCAGUGUUUUCGAAGAGAUGGAUGACUACUGGCCUUACGGAUGACAUGCUACGAAAAGAGAUGGACAAACUGACAGAUCGGUUUAUGGAAGCAAAAGAACUUCUUGACGAUGCGCGCGAGUCUAAGGGGUCGGUUUACUUCAAUGAAGAUCUCCAGGAUGCAGAUCAGGCCGUGGAGGAGACACUGGCUGACUUCAAACGCCUGCUGUCUCAACUGGACGAUGCACAGAGGCAGACUGUGACCAGAUCCAUCGGACUCAAGAUGGAAGAGCUCUCGGCCCAGCAGCAGAUGAUCCGAGAGUCACUCAAGGAUUGAUACAAACCGAUUUAAAGGGGUGUGGCCUGGUGGUUAGGGCUUAACCACAGCUUCUGCUCAUAUUUUGUGUCCUUGGGCAAGCCACUUUAUCCUUAGUGGCCGUGCUCCAUCGAAUAUUUUAAAUGAGAACCAGUAUUAACCUGUGAUGGACUUGCAACCCAUCAAGGGGAAUCAAAAUAGUCUGUUUGGCUCCGUGCUAAGGAACUGGAGAUAAACACUGGCCUCAUCAGCCACAUUGGAUUGAGACAAACAAUACCUACUCUGUGCAAAACCCAUUCAAUCUCCCCAAUGUUGUAAAGGAUUUUUUUUCUUCUUCACAUUUCAAACACGAUAAUUUGCAGUGGAAUGUCAACGACAUAAGAAGGUGGCCAGUGACACAAAAGUCACUAAGAAUUUCUGAUAUAAAUAUGAAGCUGUGUUAUUACCAAAACAGAUCUCAGUAGGCAGAGUUAACUAAGAUGUAAACAUUGAUCCAAGCUACGGUCAGAGAUUAACAUUACUCUUGGCUGUCAGCAGUCAGCACCAUUUAUUGAAAACAAAGGGCAUUUAAUACGUAAUUGCUGAAUCAUACGCACAAAGUUUGAAAAGUACAACAUGAGAUAAACAUGUCAUUUUUAUAUAUAUUGCUUAACAUGUAUAAAAGAUAUAAUGCCUCCUGAACUAGAAAUUCCUGAGCUGAAAAUUCUUGAUUUUAGACGACCUAAUUAUGAUUUAUAUUUUUGCAAGCAUGCCCACUCGAGGUAAAAAUACAGGAGCAAAACGAAUAUACAUAAAAGUGUAUAAAAUAGGUUAAAUGACGUUUUCUGCAAUUUGAAAACAUGUACAUGAUUUUUAAUCAAUGAAAUGCAGAAGUCGUCAACUACACAAAUGCAGAAUGUAUGUGGUUGUUUUUUUUCAGAGAAAAGAUGUACACAUUUUGUUUGGCUAAUACAGCUGAUUGCUGACCGAUUAUAUAUUAUUUUUUUCAGUGGAAAUGUCUUUUGUUAAAAGAAUAGCCCACAUAUGUUGCUUUUGAAUGGUCAAGCAUUUUUGUGGAUUGAACAAUCUGUCAAGUAUUCAAGGAAGCUCAAGGCUAUCUUUGUAAGCAAUCUAAGGAGAGAGUGUUUGAGUCAAAGUUGUAGUCAAGUCAACCACAAGUUUAUCAGAGGUCAAAUAAGAAGUUGAGAAUGUCAUUUCCGCAUUUCAUUGUACAGCUUCUCAUUUGACUAGAAACUGGGUGACUUGUCAGUAACUUGAGACGGCUUGACUGCAACCCUGAUUGGAACCUCCCCCAUGCCCACCCGUGUCAACCUUUAACCAAUCUUAUAUACAGUAUUUCUGAGGUAUCACAGCUGUGAACAGAAUAAAGUAUUUGUGUAACUAUUGCAAUAACACUUUUUUUGUGGUGUAAUAUAAA